Molecule: messenger RNA, 1407 nt
Organism: Propithecus coquereli (Coquerel's sifaka)
Lineage: Eukaryota; Metazoa; Chordata; Mammalia; Primates; Indriidae
Gene: SGCA
Product: sarcoglycan, alpha (50kDa dystrophin-associated glycoprotein)
Exons: 10
Coding region: 32-1195 (387 amino acids)
Cellular component (GO): membrane; sarcoglycan complex
Molecular function (GO): calcium ion binding
Source: RefSeq, a predicted model, not a curated record
CACUCACAGGCAGGGCCAGGCCAGCGCAGCCAUGGCAGCCGUGCUAACCUGGAUCCCUCUCCUUGUGGGUCUCCUGGCAGGGCUGGGGGGCACCAAGGCCCAGCAGACCACCCUACACCCGCUUGUGGGCCGCGUCUUUGUGCACACCUUGGAUCAUGCGACCUUUCUGCACCUUCCCGAGGACGUCGCUGUCCCCCCCACUGUCCGCAUCACCUACCAUGCCCACCUCCAGGGACACCCAGACCUGCCCCGGUGGCUGCGCUACACCCAGCGCAGCCCCCACCACCCUGGCUUCCUCUACGGCAGCGCUACCCCAGAAGAUCACGGGAGCCAGGUCAUCGAGGUCACAGCCUACAAUCGGGACAGCUUUGACACCGCUCAACAGAGGCUGAUGCUAGUGAUUCGGGACCCAGAAGGUCCGCUGCUGCCAUACCAAGCUGAGUUCCUGGUUCUCAGCCACGAUGUGGAGGAGGUGCUGCCCUCGAUGCCUGCCAGCCACUUCCUCACAGCCCUGGGGGGGCUCUGGGAGCCCGGGGAGCUCCAGCUGCUCAACAUCACUUCUGCCUUGGACCGUGGGGGCCGUGUCCCACUUCCCAUUGAGGGCCGCAAGGAAGGGGUGUAUAUCAAGGUAGGCUCUGCCUCACCCUUCUCUACCUGCCUGAAGAUGGUGGCAUCCCCCGACAGCCAUGCCCGCUGCGCCCAGGGCCAGCCUCCACUUCUAUCCUGCUAUGACACCUUGGCACCCUACUUCCGCAUUGACUGGUGCAAUGUGUCCCUGGUGGACAAGUCAGUGCCAGAGCCUGCAGAUGAGGACUCAACCCCAGGCUAUGGGAUCCUGGAGCAUGACCCAUUCUUCUGCCCACCCACCGAGGCCCCAGCCCGUGACUUCCUGGUGGACGCUCUGGUCACCCUCCUGGUGCCCCUGCUGGUAGCCCUGCUGCUCACCUUGCUGCUGGCCUACAUCAUGUGCUGCCGACGGGAGGGACGGCUGAAGAGAGACCUGGCCACCUCCGACAUCCAGAUGGUCCACCACUGCACCAUCCAUGGGAACACAGAGGAGCUGCGGCAGAUGGCAGGCAACCGCGAGGUGCCCCGGCCACUCUCCACCCUGCCCAUGUUCAAUGUGCGCACAGGUGAGCGGCUGCCCCCCCGCGUGGACAGCGCCCAGGUGCCCCUCAUCCUGGACCAGCACUGAGGCCUCGCCAGCUGAUCCAGGUCCAGCCCUGGCCUCACCCUCCCUUCUCUGUCCACUCGGAGCAGCCACGACCCCUGGCCAGCCACAUCCCACCUGCUGGUUCCAGCUCCUGGCCCAGCUGGACCCCAGGCUCUGAACAAGCAGAGAGAUGGAUGGGGCAGGGUGGCGGUGUUCAGUGUCAGGACACGCAGAAUAAAUACCUGCUGCUCUGC